This is a messenger RNA of Pipistrellus kuhlii (Kuhl's pipistrelle), 4075 nucleotides long. It is a transcript of the gene MCTP2, whose product is annotated as multiple C2 and transmembrane domain containing 2. Gene Ontology annotation, molecular function: calcium ion binding. The record is from RefSeq and is a predicted model, not a curated record. Gene Ontology annotation, cellular component: synaptic vesicle membrane. Bases 76 to 2706 code for a protein of 876 amino acids. The transcript is spliced from 23 exons. Gene Ontology annotation, biological process: regulation of neurotransmitter secretion. Lineage: Eukaryota; Metazoa; Chordata; Mammalia; Chiroptera; Vespertilionidae.
CCCGGACCCGGACCCGGACAGGAGCCGCUGAGCUUCCCACGGGCGGCCGUCUCUUUCGAGGGUCUUCAUGCAGCCAUGGAUCUGGAUAAACCCUCCGUCUGGGGCUCCUUCAAACAGCGGACCAGGCCUCUGCUGCUCAACCUGAGCAAGAGGAAGGCAAAGAAGCACCCGGACAAACCCCUGGGCUCCCGGGAGCCGCAUCAUCAUCAUCACCUCGACCGCCGCCUCAGCCUCUCAGUCCCCGACCUCCUGGAGGCCCAGGCCUUGGCCCCGGAGGGCGGGCCGUACUCCGGGGCCCAGUCGUCCUACACCUCCGUGCCCAGCAGCCUGUCCACGGCCGGGAUCGCGCCCGGGAGCUGCAGCGGCUCCUUGAAGCAGUCGGAAGAGGAGCUGGACUGGAGCCAGGAAGAGGCAGGCCACCUGCAGGCGGCAGACACGGACCCCGAGGAGACCUACGCCUCGCCAGCCGCCGGCCUCCGCGACCUGCUGCCGCCGAAGGCGCCCCCGGGGGAGGAUGCUCCGGAGGAGCCCGAGAAGCUCUGUGGCAGUGGCGAUCUGAGCGUGUCUAUGACGUCCCACCAGUUUGAAGAACAGCCUACCAUCGGGGAAGCCAGCGACGGCCUGAGCAACCUGCCCAGCCCCUUCGCCUACCUCCUCACCAUCCACCUGAAGGAGGGCCGGAAUCUGGUCAUCCGGGACCGCUGUGGCACCAGCGACCCCUACGUGAAGUUCAAGCUGAAUGGCAAGACGCUGUACAAAAGCAAAGUCAUCUACAAGAACCUGAACCCGGUCUGGGACGAGAUGGUCGUCCUGCCCAUCCAGAGCCUCGAUCAGAAGCUCCGCCUGAAGGUAUACGACCGAGACUUGACGACGUCGGAUUUCAUGGGCUCUGCGUUUGUCAACCUCAGCGAACUCGAGCUGAACAGAACAACUGAACAUAUUUUAAAGUUGGAAGAUCCAAACAGCUUAGAAGAUGACAUGGGCAUGAUCGUGCUAAAUCUGAACCUCGUAGUCAAACAGGGUGACUUCAAGAGGCACCGCUGGACAAACCGGAAGCGGUUAAGCGCAGGCAAGUCCUCGCUGAUGCGCAGCCUGCGGCUCUCGGAGGCCCUGAGGAAGAACCAGCUAUGGAACGGCAUCGUGAGCAUCACGCUGCUGGAGGGAAAGAACGUGGCAGUGGGAAACGUGGCCGAGAUGUUCGUCCUCUUAAAGCUGGGGGAGCAGAGGUACAAGAGCAAGACACUGUGUAAGAGUGCACAUCCACAGUGGCGGGAAGAGUUUGACUUUCACUACUUCUCUGACAGGAUGGGCAUCUUGGACAUCGAGGUCUGGGGAAAGGACGGCAAAAAGCACGAGGAGCGACUGGGCACGUGUAAAGUGGACAUCGCCUCGCUCCCGCUCAAGCAAGCCAACUGCCUGGAGCUGCCCCUGGACAGCUGCCUGGGCGCCCUCCUGCUGCUCAUCACGCUCACCCCCUGCGCGGGGGUCUCCGUGUCCGACCUGUGCGUGUGCCCCUUGGCGGACCCCGGCGAAAGGAAGCAGAUCGCCCAGCGCUACGGCCUGCAGAACUCCCUGAGAGACAUGAAGGACGUCGGGAUUCUACAAGUGAAGGUUUUAAAGGCUGUGGACCUCUUGGCUGCUGACUUCUCUGGGAAGAGCGACCCUUUCUGCUUGUUGGAGUUGGGCAAUGACCGGCUUCAGACGCACACCAUCUACAAAACUCUCAACCCCGAGUGGAACAAAGUGUUCACCUUCCCCGUUAAGGAUGUCCAUGAUGCUUUGGAAGUGACCGUGUUUGAUGAAGAUGGAGACAAACCCCCGGAUUUUCUUGGAAAAGUCUCCAUUCCCUUGCUGUCUAUUCGAGAUGGACAAACGAAUUGCUACGUGUUGAAGAAUAAAGAUUUAGAAGUUGCUUUUAAAGGAGUCAUUUACCUGGAGAUGGAGCUUAUCUAUAAUGCGGUCAAAGCCAGCAUCAGGACCUUCACGCCCAGGGAGAAGCGCUUUGUUGAAGACAGCCGCAAACUGUCCAAAAAGAUCUUGUCCAGAGACGUGGACCGGGUGCGCAGGCUCACCAUGGCGAUGUGGAAUUCGCUCCGGUUCCUCAGGAGCUGCUUCGAGUGGGAGUCCACGCCGAGGAGCGCCGUGGCGUUUGUGGUGUUCGUGGUCGCCGUGUGGAACUUCGAGCUGUACAUGGUCCCCCUGGCGCUGCUGCUGCUCUUCGCCUACAACUUCCUCGAACCCGUGAAAGGAAAGGGGAGCGGCACCCAGGACUGCCAGGAGAGCACGGAAGUCGAGGAGGAGGAGGACGAAGAUGACAAGGAAUCUGAGAAGAAGGGCAUCAUCCAGAGGAUCUACAUGGUUCAGGAUAUCGUAUCCACGGUUCAGAACAUCUUGGAGGAAGUAGCUUCCUUUGGAGAAAGAAUUAAAAACACGUUUAACUGGACGGUCCCGUUCCUCUCCUUCCUGGCCUGUCUGAUACUGGCGGCCGCCACCAUCACCUUGUACUUCGUCCCGUUCCGCUACAUCGUUUUAAUCUGGGGCAUCAACAAAUUCACAAAGAAAUUCCGAAACCCCUAUGCCAUCGACAACAAUGAGCUCCUGGACUUCCUCUCCCGGGUGCCAUCGGAUGUCCAAAAGGUGCAGUUCGCCGAGCUGCGGCCCAGCGGAGGCCAGAGCCCCCUUCGCAAGAAGCGCAGUGUGCCCUAGGACAGACAGACAGACACUCGCCACCCGGGGCCCAGCGUCCCUGUCCAGGUUUGGGCCAUCGGACCCACCUUAGGGCUCUCUCGGCGGCUCCAGGGUCUGGACACGUGUGUGGUGUGGCACCCGGUAUGUCAUCCCCCUCCUUCUUCAAGCUCACACAUGCACAUGGGAACACGCACACGGGAACACACACAUGCACGGAUGGCCUAGAGGCCUAGCGGGCUGGCCCAGCAGAAGGAGGCCAUCUGGAGACCACAAGACGUACCUCCCCGUCGUCUCAGAGAGGAGAGAACAGCCAGGGACCCCUGGCGUGCUGUGACAGGACUUUGAACUUGUGUCCACACCGCCAGCGGCCAGUUCUCCUGAAGAUUCCCUUGUUUCCACGCCCCACCCCAAUGCUCCUUUCUGAUGGCUGCUCCUGUGAGUCCCUGGUGGUGGUUUUUCUCUCUUCUCACCCCCUCUCCCCGGAGCUAACAAGUCUUGGAUAAGACAUCAUCCACCCAACGAUUGCAUCUUAUCAACAACAGAUUUUUCAAUAACGACCAGGAUUAGCCCCGAUUGUUAUUCGGGAACCGUUCAGCCGUGACUCCUGAAGAUCUGUACGUGGAAUCCCGGUCACGUCCUUCUGCGUCACGGCCUGUUGCUGGCAGUGGGUGCCGGGAGGGUCCAGAGGGAACACACCGCCCCAGAGCGAAGGGUGUCGAGGUGUCUUAAAGCACUGUCUCUUCCAGUCAGGCUUUGUGCUUCUUUCCAAACGGAAAUGGCCAGGAAAGGGGAGGGAAUGAAUGAAUGAAUGAAUGAGUGAAUGAAUGAAUUCUGAGAGUACUUAGGUCAAGGCCAGCCGGGGAGCCAGGGAUGAGUACAUGUGGCUGCUUUCCUGGUGGUCAUCAUCGCCUCAUUGGCCCACAUUUUUUGAGCAGAAAGUGGAAAUAUUUUAGCAGCUCCACUUGAUCUUUUGUCCCUCCUAUGGGUACAAUAAGCUGCCCGCCAGAAAAAUGUAUCUCUCAGCCCUUUCCCUAGAAAAAUACCACUUCCUUCCUUUGAUCCCUGCAGACCCUGCCAUUUCACAGAAACCCACCCCCACGUCACAGUUCCAAUGUUGUGCAUAUGUAUGAUAUGAAAUAUGAAAGUUUCUUUUCAAGUGACAUGUCCGUUGUCUCAAGAUUGCAUCUUGUCGACACCUCCUUUGUAUUGUACUGUUCUAUCUAUGUAUAUGUAAUAUAUAUUGUAAAGGAAAUGGGAGGGGGAAGAUCUGAUUUCACAGUAAGUUUGACCAUGGUGUUGUUUUUUUCCCCCCCUCCUCCCUCUCUGGGCUGCCAUUUAAUAAUCUUCCAACAAAAUGUUUAUGAAACACCAAAGAUUCUAACCCUUA